Grus americana (Whooping crane) is the source of this 3329-nucleotide messenger RNA. RefSeq names its product solute carrier family 6 member 7 (gene SLC6A7). Bases 284 to 2278 code for a protein of 664 amino acids. Gene Ontology annotation, molecular function: L-proline transmembrane transporter activity. NCBI's taxonomy places the organism in Eukaryota, Metazoa, Chordata, Aves, Gruiformes, Gruidae. The record is from RefSeq and is a predicted model, not a curated record. The transcript is spliced from 13 exons. Gene Ontology annotation, biological process: sodium ion transmembrane transport. Gene Ontology annotation, cellular component: membrane.
GGGUGCGUUUGACAGACAGCCCUUCUCCAGCCUGCCCAGAGCCGUCCCCUCCUCCCUCCCCGCUCAGCACGCAGCCAUCCUCAACUCCAGGCAAACCUGUCCUCCAGCCCCGCUCCCCCUGUCCCCCCUACCCCCCUCCACCCUGCCAGCCCAGCUGGCAGGAAAGUGGCACCCCUCCUCGCCUGUGAUCGCUUCGCCCGCUCCCCCUUCUCCCUCCCUAUUGCCGGAGAAAGCGAGAGGAAAAAGUGUCAGAGCGGGGAGCGCGUAGCAACAGGAUUCUGGGAUGAAGAAGAUUCGGCAGCAGCAUCUCCGGGAGCCGGUGACACCAGAGCUCCUGGUGAGCCCCAGCAGCCAGGACGGGGACCUGGGCUCCGAGUGCCCGGAAGACAGAGGGAACUGGACGGGGCGGCUGGAUUUCCUCCUCUCCUGCAUCGGAUACUGCGUGGGCCUCGGAAACGUCUGGAGGUUCCCCUACAGGGCUUACACCAAUGGAGGAGGAGCUUUCCUGGUUCCUUACUUCAUCAUGCUGGCCAUCUGUGGGAUCCCCAUCUUCUUCAUGGAGCUGUCACUUGGCCAGUUCUCCAGCCUGGGGCCGCUCGCUGUCUGGAAGAUAAGCCCUCUCUUUAAAGGCGUUGGCAUGGGCACGAUCCUCAUCGUCUCCCUGGUGGCCAUUUACUACAAUAUGAUCAUUGCUUAUGUUCUCUUCUACCUCUUUGCAUCCCUCACAAGCGACUUGCCCUGGCAGCACUGCGGCAACUGGUGGAACACCGACCUGUGUCUGGACCACCACGUCAUCAAGGCGGGGAACACCACCUUCCCCGUCAACAUCACCAACACCGUCAGCCCCAGCGAGGAGUACUGGAGCCGGUACGUCCUGCACAUCCAAGGGAGCUCUGGGAUUGGGGAUCCUGGGAGGAUCCGCUGGAACCUGUGUCUGUGCCUGCUCCUUUCUUGGACUAUCGUCUAUCUGUGCAUCCUAAAGGGAGUCAAAUCCUCUGGCAAGGUUGUGUACUUCACUGCCACCUUCCCAUACCUCAUCCUGGUGAUGCUGCUCAUUCGUGGCGUGACCCUGGAGGGGGCCUGGAAGGGGAUUCGCUUUUACCUCACGCCCCAGUUUGAUCACUUGCUGUCUUCCAAGGUGUGGAUUGAGGCAGCCCUGCAGAUUUUCUACUCCCUUGGAGUAGGCUUUGGGGGCCUCCUCACCUUUGCCUCGUACAACACAUUCCAUCAGAAUAUCUACAGGGACACCUUCAUAGUGACCUUGGGCAAUGCUAUCACCAGCAUCCUGGCAGGGUUUGCCAUCUUCUCCGUUUUGGGAUACAUGUCCCAGGAGCUUGGGGUCCCUGUUAACCAAGUGGCAAAAGCAGGUCCUGGCCUGGCUUUUGUGGUGUACCCCCAGGCCAUGACAAUGCUCCCCCUUUCUCCAUUCUGGUCUUUCCUGUUCUUCUUCAUGCUGUUAACCUUGGGCCUGGACAGCCAGGUAAGGACAGAGCCCACCGAGCCAGCCAUGGUGCCCAGGCAGCCCGGGGGCUCAGGGGACCCUCUUCUCCUUUGCCUGCAGUUUGCCUUUAUGGAGACCAUCGUUACGGCAGUGACAGAUGAAUUUCCCUACUACCUGCGGCCAAAGAAAGCUUCUUUCUCAGCUGUCAUCUGCAUCGCCCUUUUCCUGAUGGGGCUCAUCCUCACAACAGAGGGUGGGAUGUACUGGCUGGUCCUACUGGAUGACUACAGCGCUGGCUUUGGUCUCAUGGUGGUGGUGAUCACUACCUGCCUUGUGGUGACACGUGUCUAUGGCAUGAAGAGGUUCUGCCGAGAUAUCCACAUGAUGCUGGGCUUCAAACCAGGGCCCUACUUCAGAGCCUGCUGGAUGGUCCUGUCCCCGGCAACAAUGAUGGCCCUGCUGGUGUACAACAUCAUCAAGUACCAGCCCUCCGAGUAUGGCAGCUACCGCUUCCCUGCCUGGGCCGAGGUCUUGGGCAUCCUCAUGGGAGUCCUCUCCUGCCUGAUGAUUCCCAUGGGCAUGGUGGUGGCUGUCCUCGGAGAAGAAGGGACGCUGUGGGAGCGAGUCCAGCAAGCCAGCCGGCCCGCCAUGGACUGGGGCCCGUCGCUGGAGGAGAACCGGACCGGCAUGUACGUGGCGAGUCUGGCCGGCAGCCAGUCUCCCAAGCCACUGAUGGUCCACAUGCGGAAAUACGGGGGCAUCACCAGCUACGAGAACACGGCCAUUGAGGUGGACCGGGAGAUAGAAGAGGAGGAGGAGGAGGAGUCCAUGAUGUGAGGGGACCCAGUGCCCUGCAGCCUGGGAGGGGGCUCGCCCCCCCAGUUUGCACAGGUUGCACUGCAGUACUUCAGGAUGGCUCGGGGGGGUCUUUUGGGGAGCAUUCAGGAGCUGCUGACCCUGCCGGCCUCCUCACCACUGCCAGGAUGGAGCUGCAGCCAGUCCCAGUGCCCCCGAGGUGUUUCUGUUCAGUGUGACAAGUUGUGUGACCAGUCCAUGCGUUUGUGUGACGGUGUCUGGUGCAAGUGUCCAGGCUGCUCCGCUCCCACCCUCGGCCCCAGCCCUGCCCUCCCCACGCAGGGAUGCUCGGGCUGCAGGGAUGUUCAGGCUGCAGGAGGUGGGGAGGAAGAGGAGGUCCUCUGUGUUGAUCUGUUCUCUGCUCGUGUAUUUAACUCCAAUAACCCACAAACACGUGUGAGAAAGGACUGGAAUGUCCUCCAUACCCUGAGGACGGUGUGUGCUGGUGUGUUCCACUCACAUGGGGGUACUCCAGCAAAAUCAGUACAAAUCAGUGUCCUGCUAAAGAAAUCUGACCUAAUAAAUGAGCAGUUAAAAAGAAUUAAAAGAAAAAAAAAAAAAAGCUUUAUAAACAAACCAGCUUGGGCCUUUUCAUGCUUGUAGAUCCACCAGGGACCCCCGUGGGUCAGGACAGCUCUUCCCCAUGGGGGGGGCAGGACGGGGGCCAGCUGAAGGAAGGGAGGAGGCUUGGAGACCUGUUCCCUGUGUGUGCAGGAGAUCAGGAACAUGUCUCAGCUGGACCCAGUCCCAAAGGAGGACCUGUGUCCAUCCCGGACGGGGAUCUGAGGGCUGUCCCUAGCCCUGGGUGCUGCUUUUCCCAGGGAAAGGCGAAGGGCUGGGUUUCAGUGCCUGCGUGUGAUUUUGGGGUAGCUCAGCCUGGGGUCCAUGUCCCAGAGACCCCAUCUCCUGCCACCACUGCUGGCCUGGGGGGUGCUGGUGAGCUCCGGGUCGGGGCUGUUUGGCCCAAUGCUGCCAGUCCCCAUCACCCUGGUGUCGUGUGCGCCUUCUCCCGUGUACCAUCAGCUCACCAUUA